CGCCUGCCGAAAUCGAAAACAAAGAACUAAACUUGACACAGCCAUCAUCUCGCAUCAUCGCAUCUCGACCAUAUACGUACAUUCCAUCGAUCAUCAUAACACGGGCUCAGCAUCUCCACCAGCCUGACCACCUACUCUGGGAUCUCAUACUCCUCUGGUCACCUCCUCUCGUCGACGCUGGAUCUCUCGUUCCCUCAACUCGCCCUCUCUUCUAUUGAAAGAACGCCGAGAGACCGGUCGACCUCGACCUCGCACUCGUAUCCAUCAUGCCGAGACGCGAAUCGCUCGACUCACAACGAGCCCAAGGCGCAUCCUCUGCUUAUGGCUAUCAGCAGCAGGAUGCCUCCCAAGAUCCUCGUAGUCGAAGGAGGGGACCCGCUGGGAUCAUUACCUCCCUCGUCGAUCGUUCGUCGCGACACACUCAACAGGACCAGGACUAUGACGAUGGUGCGGGCGAAGCCUUGCCUCCUCCUCAACUCCCCUUCGUCAGCUCGGGCUCGGAUAGGAACUUUGGUCCUGGCUCGAGGAGAGACUCUUCUCAAUCCCUCGCCGGGUCGUUCGUCUCCAAGGCGUCGAGGGAUUCCAAACCAUCGAACCGCAAGUCGGGCGUGCUCUCGACUCACUAUGUGCCUAGCAAGAUGGCGAACCUUCAUCAACCGGGGCAGUACGCGCAUCGUCGUCCUGCCAAACGAGGGGGUGGUAUGAACGCUUGGAAUGCCGAGGGACAUGGGCGUAUGGGAGGAGAGGACGAGGACGGUGAUGAAGGCAGAAGGGCGACCGGGCCUGUCAAGGACAAUACCGGAAAGCCGAAAAAGUUGGUUUGGAACCGGUUCAAAUGGGUCAUCUUUAUCGCCAAUAUCGUGUUCCUCGCCUACUCGAUCGCCAUCAUGGUCGUCACCUUGCUCGUAUGGUUUGACAUCUUCAACAACUCGGACGUCCUGCGAGUUGGAAACCGGACCGAACUCAUCAUCUCGACUGCGGCGGGAGCUCUGUGCCUCUUGACCGCCAUCAUGGGUUUCUCAGGCAUCCUACUCAACAACAGGGCUUUCUUGGCGUUCUACACGCUCUUCCUUUGGUUCUGCCUCGCGUUGAUCGUCGCACCUGGAUACAUCACCUACAAGAAAAAGACCUUCAAUCUGGAAGGCAAGAUCAACGCUCAGUGGAGUCGAGACCUCGGCUUGGACGGGAGAGUCAGGAUCCAGAAUGCGCUCCACUGCUGUGGCUAUUACUCUCCGUUCGUCGAAGCGGUGGCGUCCAACACCUGCUACCCUCGAUCGAUCCUUCCCGGUUGCAAAUCCAAGUACCUCAAGUUUGAACGACGAGCGAUGCAGGCUUGGUACACCGCCGCCUUUGCCCUCGUACCCGCACAGAUCGGUAUGAUCGUCAUUGGGCUCCUCUGCUCCAACCACGUCACCUAUCGAUUGGGCAAGGGUAUCAUUCCGAAGCAAUACCGAUUGGACGAGGCUAGCACGGCUCAGCUCUUGAACCAAUACGCCGCCGACAUUGCGGCUCAGUACCCGACGCUCGCUCAAGAAGCGCUGCAACGAACCAAUUCUGCGACCAUGUUGAACGAAAAAGGUCACGGAAUCAAGACCAGCCGUGCUUCCUCUUUCAGCAGUCUCCGACAGUAGCUGCACGGGUUAAUCCAUGUCCUCCGUCACAAUACCGAAUUUCAAGUGACAGUUUCGUAACACCUAUAUUAUAUAGAACCUAGAAAUUUCUCGAAUGUAUCGGUCCAUGUCAUUGUCAUUGUCGUAGUAUCAUUCAGCAUCUUCUUAACCAGAUCCGUGCUGCUGCUUGGAUAUGGUUCCUAGUCGAGGUGACAUAGCGAGCCCUCGUGAGCAGGCGAAUGGCGUGUUCUACUGAUGGCACAAUACAAGCACACUCCGUGUGUCUCCCUACUUUUGCUGUUGCGCAAC
Molecule: messenger RNA, 1919 nt
Organism: Filobasidium floriforme
Lineage: Eukaryota; Fungi; Basidiomycota; Tremellomycetes; Filobasidiales; Filobasidiaceae
Exons: 5
Coding region: 267-1631 (454 amino acids)
Cellular component (GO): membrane
Source: RefSeq, a predicted model, not a curated record